This is a messenger RNA of Oncorhynchus kisutch (coho salmon), 5350 nucleotides long. RefSeq names its product pleckstrin homology domain-containing family H member 3. Gene Ontology annotation, biological process: signal transduction. The record is from RefSeq and is a predicted model, not a curated record. The transcript is spliced from 13 exons. The coding region runs from base 553 to 2400 and encodes 615 amino acids. Gene Ontology annotation, cellular component: cytoskeleton. Lineage: Eukaryota; Metazoa; Chordata; Actinopteri; Salmoniformes; Salmonidae.
GUAAGUCAUAAUCGCCUGCCUACCCUUUAGUUUAGCUACAACACUGUAGUAUGUGAAUAGUAGCAGGCAACACGAAUUUCGCUCCUCAUAUUGAUUUCUUUAUAUGUCUUUUAUUUACAAUAUUCAUGGUUUUGUCAGCCAGUAGUGGUAUUUAGGCUUCAAAGUAGAUACAUUGGUAUUUUAGUUAGCUUGUCAUAACUUGCGCAACGACUUCAGAUACGUGCAAAGUCUCGGGACAAGGCAGCAACUAGACUUUUGGAAGGACAGAUUUGACAUAACUUUCAGACUCAUUUUCACCAGGUUGAACUCUUCGAUAGCUUCUAUGUUCCUUCUAUAGGCUAGUGUUGGACAGUUCUUUUGGCGUAUGUGUCUGUUUGUCAUAUUCCCUCUGGAAGUCUAUGGAGAGAAGCUGUUCAACUUGGAUGUUAUCCUCACGCGACUCUGGAUUUAGUUACGUACUGUGAGACGUACACGCGUAACCCCAGAAGCCAGACGUUGAAUGUUGACUUUACGACAAGAAUAGUCGAAAACACCUGACUUGACCCGAUUUGAAUGCCUGUGCAAGGAUUUUGUUGGUUUCUGUGCUGCAGGCAGGGUUUCAAUUUGCUCGGACGGGACUAUGGGGAGAAAGAGGAGGAAGAAUCUUUUGAGUUGCGCAACAAGGAGGAUCUGACUUGCAACGGACGUGGUCCACUUGAGGUGACUCUCUCUCAGCCGACUCGCACAGCCAAUGGGACAAACGGACACAGUCUGUCAGAGGUUCCUGAUGAGAUGAAGAGUCUGAUCAUAGAGAAGAGCAAGAUGGGCCUGGAAGAAGACCCCGAGCUGCUUGUCAAAGGCUGGCUGUUCCGGGAGGUGUGUGGAAGCUGGAUCAAGCAGAGGUGCUACUGGUUUGUACUGAGCCUGGACUCCUUAGACUACUACAGCAGCUCAGAGAGAGGAGCCCGCAGACUGGGAACACUGGUGCUCACCAACCUCUGCUCUGUCAUCUGGCCAGACAAACAGACCUUCAAGGAGACGGGGUACUGGAGCAUCACAGUGUAUGGGCGUAAGCACUGCUACAGGCUGUACACCAAGCACUUCAACGAGGCUGUGCACUGGGCCUGCGCUGUCCAGAAGGUCAUCGACACAAAAGCCCCCGUGGAGACGCCCACUCAGCUCCUGAUCCGAGAUAUCGAGGAGAACAAGUUUAACCCUGAGGUGGUAGAUAAUAUCUACCAGCACAACCCCAUCCUGAAGCACACCCAGAGCCCCCUGUAUGCCCCCCUGUUGCCCUUCCCUUACGGCAGCUUGGAACACACCUACCACAGUGGUAAGGGCUAUGCCACGGUGCGGGAGGAAGCGGUGAAGCUCUUCAACUGUCUGCAGCAGCUGGAGUCUGCGCGGGACCCGGUGCCUCUGAUCCAGGGCGUGCUGCAGACCUGUCUGGACCUGCGGCCGCUCCGGGACGAGGUCUACUGCCAGCUGGUGAAGCAGACCAGCUGCACGCCGCAGCCCCACACCGCCGCACACCUCCGCUACUGGCAGCUCCUCACCUGCAUGAGCUGCACCUUCCUGCCCGGCCCCGCCGUGCUUAAAUACCUGCGCUUCCACCUCAAGAGGAUCCAGAGCCAAUUUCCGGAGUCUGAGAUGGAUAACUAUGCGUCGUUCAUCGGGGAGGCUCUGGAGAAGACACGGUGUCGGGAAUGUGUUCCCUCCUGGGAGGAGAUCCAGGUGCUGAUGGGGAGACAGGAGAUGCUGUGUACAGUUCACUACCCAGGACCAGGCUCCUGUCAGCUCCACAUCAGCUCACACACCACCGCCAACGAGGUGGUGAGGAGGAUGUUGGAGAAGCUGGGUCUGAAGGAGAGCAGAAACACAUUUUCCCUGUUUGAGCAGAACGCCCACUGGGAGAGAGCUGUAGGGGGCAGCACCAUCAUCGCUGACAUCCUCACCAGGUUUGAAAACCUGUCUGCCAAAGAGCCAGACUCAGACUCCCAGUGGAGGCUUUGCUUCAAACUCUACUGCCUUCUGGAUGCUGACACCAUAUCUGUUGACAGUAUCGAGUACCUCUUCCUCUUUGAACAGUGCCAUGAGAUGGUGGUGCGAGGUCAGCUCCCAGCCUGUGAGGAGGACCUCCAGACCCUGGCUGCCCUGCGGCUUCAGUCUGUGAUCGGGGACUUCAGCACCCACUCCCCCUGCCCCCCUCUGGACGAGCUCUUCCCCGGCCACAUGGUGGAGGCACGGCUCCUCAUGCCCCCCUGUGCCCCCCCCGCCCUCCUCCCCGGCACCCAGCCCCCGGGCCAGGGCUGCCCCAGCGCUUCCCCGGGGGUCUCCUGGGAGGGGCGUUGUGGAACCAUACGGCCACUGCAGCCCACAAGCAGAAGGUGGAGCAGAACCUGCGGCUACGCAGCCGUCUGAAGGAGGAGGCUGCGGCCAUCAUGAGCACCAUUGUGGAGUGCUGGAAGGGCCUGGCCGGGUACAGCAGGAGGGACAGUAUGACUGCCUACCUCACCAUCGCACGCCAGUGGUCUGGCUUUGGCUGCACACUCUAUGAGGUGGACUUCUAUAUUAGUUCGACAGGUAGUUUCUCUCAGAAGCUGUGGCUGGGUGUGGCAGCGACGUGUGUGUCUCUGUACAGGCAGGGCGAGGCAGAGGCUCUGGAGUCCUUCCCCUACGGACAGAUCUGCUCCUACGGCGUCUCCGACAGCAACACCUUCAAGAUCACCGCCGGCGACCGAGACCUGCUGUUUGAAACUACCAAGCUGACUGAGAUCAUGCAGCUGAUGAAUGCCUAUUUCAGUGCCAUCCGUCGCCAGCGUGGGAGGGGCGACGACGUGGUGAGCAUCACAGAGGGCACUGCCAUCGAGGUGGGCUUCCACCACCUCCCCCCGAUACCCACCCCCACCCUGCUGGAGCUGCCCUCGCACCCCGUGUGAAGAGCGCCCCUUCCCCCUGUCCUCAGCUCACACGCAGCCUCCUCGGAGCCCAGCCCCAGCCUAGUGGACCCUGCGCCUGCUUCCUCCACCUCCUCCACUGGGAACAGCACCACAGCCAAAACAAAGAGAGGGCUGUUUUUACUCCUCAUCCGUGAAAAUAAACCUCGCUGAGAGUUCCAACUGAAGGAGCGAGAAGGGGAGGAGCCUGUUUUGUAAGUGAGGCUAGAAACGCACAGAACCCAAUGUGGGUGCUGAUGAGGUGUCACCACCUCCCCCAUCCUGCCACACAACCUCUGUUCUCACAUGGGAGAUCCGGCACCCCGACAACGUGAGGCACGGGACCCGAAGCUGUGGCUCCUUAUCUCCUAGAUCUCGCAGGGCCAUACUUCAGGGAGACACACUGUUGCCUAGACACAAGAGUUCAUCUACAGUUCCCCAACCAGUUACACCGCUCACCAAGAGACACGGAGCAGAGCAGAGAACAAACUGCUUGAGGGAGCGCUGUGAACGUGCCUCUGCUAUGUUGUUCUACAUGUCGUGCUCUGCCUUUCCUAGAAGAUUAUCGCCCUUUCCUAGAAUAUCCCUCAUGCAAUAGAAAGGGGGGGGUGGAAUCAGACUGACUGACUCACACCCACACUUUCACCUCCUCUCUCUCGCACACACACACUCUGAAAGGGUCUGUUUUCAUAAAGACCCCAGCCAGGCUUGCGUUACCUAGAACUGUCGAUGUAGCAAGCCAUGUGAACUGGAACUUGAACCAGAUGAUGGAGCUCAGUAAGUCACUCUGGCUGUCAUGGACAGAACUGCUCCUGCUGGUACUGUCUGCUGGGUGGAGAGACUACUGGAUGGGACACGUUGAUUGGACGAGACUACAGGAUGGGACACUUUGAUUGGACGAGAUGUUAUAAAGGACCCAGCCUAAUGCUGUGUAACAGAAACUAUAGGAUCUUGGGCUAUGACUUGUCUGUUGGUUCUACCAAACACUCUGAUCCCCCCCCCCCCCCCCCCCCUUGUCAACUUGCUGCUUGCCCGAGCUAUCACCCCAACAUGAAACUAUGGCUAACACUUGGCUAAUACUUGAUAGGAGCAUUUUAAAUGUCUUGUCUGUUCAUUUUUAAUAGUUAAGUGAUCCAAUUUUGAUCUUAUAUCUAGGCCUAUACCUACAAUUUAAGGGUGGAACUGUUAUUUCCCAGUCUCUGUUUCAGUGGGGAACAUAUUCGGUGUGGAUGGAAAUUAGCUGUUUUAAGUCUGCACUCUGAAGAAUUGAUGUACUAACCUAACCCCCAGCCAGUAACAUGGACCAUCACAACCACAAUGCAGACCCCUGUCUUUUCUCUGCUGUGCCGACACACAGAACCAAUGCUGUCCUGACUAUUGAUGCGUUCUUAGUAUUAUUUAUGUACACACUUUGUGACACAUUGUUUGGUGUAGUCUUUUUAUUUCAUCCAUUUUGUAUGUCUUAAAUGAGGACCUAGCUGUUUUUGUGUUUUUUAGUUUUUUUUAGUAUGGCUUUGAAAUGAUCCCAUUAAUGUCUCAUCUAGAUCCAUUAGGUCACUGUACUGAUCAGCCAUGUGAUCCUAUAAAAGCUUAAGGGCUCUAUUCAAUCUGUAUGGUGGAAGUUCAGCGUUACAGCGUGAUUGAAAUGUAACGUUCCCACAUUAGCGGAGACUGCAUUCACGGUAAACGCUGCAUGAGUCUACUCAAUCGGAAAUGACAUUUCUAUCGUACCAUCUGUAACACUUCAGCGACAGAUUGAAUAAAGCCCUAAGCUACCUUAUUGCCACAAACCCACAGCACAUUGCCCUUCUGUGUUCACUACUUGGCUGGUAGACUUUGUCCAAGUUCAUUAAAGUAACCAAAAAGUUGUGUUUUGAGCAUGGACCAAAGAUAAGUUCUGCUGUAAGCUUUCUCCAGAGAAUAUACCCAGACGUUAGAUAGUUGCACCUCAAAUGUUACACCCCAACGUCAUUUAGACCAAUAUAAGUUUUAGUUAUGUUGUAAUACAGAAGUCUAUUAGGAACCCUGGCUGUGGUGAGCUUUCAUUUUCCCUAACCCGCCUGCCCCUUAUACCUGGCAGCCAGACUUGGUCUUCCUCAGGAGGAAGGACCCACCAUGGCACAGCCAGCCCUGCCUCCUGCCCAUACGAUAUGCAGGCAGUCACUGUCCAGUCAAGCCGUCGCUUUUUAUACUGCAGCUGCAGGCAGCUACGCUCACGGUCUCAGAGAUCCCUCCCUCCGUGUAACUAUGAAAAGGAAGACCGAGUCCAACCUAAAGCUGGCUUUGUUUAAAGCUUGUUUGUACACCGCAUGGUACCUUCUGUAUGUAAUGUGUGUAUAGUCAAUUGCACUAUUGUUUUUUAACUAACUUGGAUGUGCAAUAAGUAAACUAUAAGGACUAUGUAAUUCAUUAAAAAGCAGCACCAUUGUACCAUA